Molecule: messenger RNA, 551 nt
Organism: Haliotis rubra (blacklip abalone)
Lineage: Eukaryota; Metazoa; Mollusca; Gastropoda; Lepetellida; Haliotidae
Exons: 4
Coding region: 54-551 (165 amino acids)
Molecular function (GO): RNA helicase activity
Source: RefSeq, a predicted model, not a curated record
AUUCAAGAAAGAGGAAACAAAAAGGUGACAAUGUCGGAAAUACGACUAAGAAGAUGAAGGGUGGACAUGGCGGACAGGUUGUUUCAUCGUUGUUCAGAUACAAUCUGGAUAUACCUAAAGUUGUCAGCUCGAAAGUAACAGAAUUAAAAGAAGAUGUGUUUUCAUCAGAUUCCUUCAGUCAUCUCUCUCUCCACCCCUUCAUGGUACAUGCACUGGAAGAAAGGCUGCAGCUGACACAGAUGACUGCUGUACAGCAGCGAGCCAUCCCCACAAUCCUGCAGGGUCAGGAUGCCCUCAUCAAGUCACAGACUGGCUCAGAGUGUGCAUCCAGACCAGGGCUGGCGAAACAGGUCAGUUUUAGACUCAUCCUCCAACCACGACAGAUUCAGUGGUCCCCUACACCUGACAGCCGUCAGGUAGGAGAAAAAGUGUGCAAACUGAUCCAAUACUUGCGCAUGAUCCAGUACUGUCAGGAACUGCUCCUGCAUCAGAACCAUGGCUCCUCUAAUGUAGGCCUGUUCAGGCAACAACUCAUGCGCAAGUGGCUGUAA